This is a messenger RNA of Ichthyophthirius multifiliis, 858 nucleotides long. RefSeq lists its product as hypothetical. The record is from RefSeq and is a predicted model, not a curated record. Lineage: Eukaryota; Ciliophora; Oligohymenophorea; Hymenostomatida. The transcript is spliced from 3 exons.
AUGGAAUAAAAUAAUAAAAAACCGGAUAAAAAGCCUCUAAAAUUAAAAGAUUUACCACCUACAUUAAGACAAAAAUAUAAAGAUCAUCCAUUAUUUGCUAAUGAAUAAAGAAAUAAGCCUAGAAUCGCAUUAGAUUAAGACGAAUUAAAAUAAUUUAAAGAAGAUAAAAUAAAGUCUAUAGAAGAAAAAGUGGAAGAAUAUUAAUUAUAACCAACCGAAUAUAAAGCAUUAGAUCGUGUAUUUAAAUUAUUUUAUGAAGAAAGAUUAACAAAUGAAAAGAAAAUGGACAAAACAAAUAAUUCGUUAUUAAUAUAAAAUUAAAGUACAGAAGAAGCUUAAAAAUAACAUAAAUAAAAUGAAAUAAAUAAACAAUAUUUUACAUCUAGAGAAAUAGAAACUGUCUUAGCUAAAAUGCAUAUGAAUUUAACAAAAUCAGAAAUUGAUUUAAUGUUAUGGGAAGUAGAUUCAAAUCUAGAUAAAAAAAUAGAUUAUAAAGAAUUUAUAAAUAUGUAUAAAAGAUGUAUAAUGAAAAAUUCUGACUUAGAACCAAAAAGUUUAUUUCAUAUGGCAUAAUUUCUAAUGUAUUGUAAAACAGAAGAAAAUAAAUUUACUGUAACAGUAGAAGAUACAUUGGAAUUAUUAUAUGUAAGAAUGGGAAGAAAUAAAUUGGAUGAGGAAAUAAAAGCUAUAUUUGGAGAAGAUGAGAAAACUAAUGAUGGACAAGAAAAGUAAAUUUCAUUUUGUUAAUAUCUAGAAAAAAUAAAUUAAAGAGCUAUAGAAUAAAGGAAAGAAAAAUUACAAAAUAAAAAAAUAAUGUUUUCGUAUAAAAAAUCUGAUGAAACUAGUAUAAUUCAUUGA